GUUCAUCAGUUAACAAACGAAAUUAAGCGGAAGAUGAUGUCGUACAAUCCAUAUAAAGGUGAACGACAAGACAAACAGGUCUUUGUGAAAUUUGCGGAUGAUAAAGUGGAAAAUGGUGUACUGCAUGGAAAGAGAAUAAUAGAAAUGGAAAAGGAGCGGCCAACGUGGUUCAAGAAACUUUUUUGA
Molecule: messenger RNA, 186 nt
Organism: Strongylus vulgaris
Lineage: Eukaryota; Metazoa; Nematoda; Chromadorea; Rhabditida; Strongylidae
Source: the annotation of a GenBank genome assembly